This is a messenger RNA of Caenorhabditis bovis, 2823 nucleotides long. Lineage: Eukaryota; Metazoa; Nematoda; Chromadorea; Rhabditida; Rhabditidae. The record is from the annotation of a GenBank genome assembly.
AUGGUUGCUCAAUUGAUAAGCGGGUUGGAGUAUUCGAAAAAAGUGCUCACCGAAGUGUCGGAGAAGCUCGCCGAAGUCAGAAAAGUGCAUCCAGCGUUCAAUUCGGUGCUAGCUAUCGUUCAAGUUGGUAAUCGCUGCGAUUCGAAUGUCUACGUUAACGCGAAGAUCAAGAAAGCGAAAGAGAUUGGAGCAGAAGGACGUCUGGUAAAGCUUUCUGAUACUAUCACUCAAGGCGAUCUUGAGAGAGAAAUCAAAAACUUGAACAAUGAUUUUGAAGUUGAUGGAAUUAUUAUCCAGCUUCCACUAGACUGCAAAAAUCCGAUUGAUGCUGAUGAAGUAAUUGAUAUGAUUGAUCCAUUAAAGGAUGUUGAUGGGUUGACACGAAUAAAUGCUGGUCGCUUGAUGAGAGGGGAGCUCCAGCGCACAAUCUUUCCGUGUACUCCAUUCGGAUGCCUUUAUUUGGUGCAACAAGCUACUGGAGAUAUAAACUAUGUUUCUGGCAAAGAAGUUGUUGUUCUUGGCAGAUCCAAAAUCGUUGGCUCACCAGCUGCUUCAUUGUUUUUGUGGCAUCAUGGAACUGUGACAAUCUGCCACUCGAAAACCAAAAACAUCAAAGAUAUUUGUCUCCGAGCUGACAUUCUUGUUGUAGCCAUUGGAAAAAAGAACUACGUCAAAGGAGAUUGGAUCAAGCCUGGUGCGGUUGUCAUUGAUUGCGGAAUCAACGUCGAUGAGCCUGCAGAGGAAGGAAAAAAGAACAAAUUGUUCGGAGAUGUCGAUUUUGAAGCCGCUAAGGAGGUUGCUGGAUACAUAACUCCAGUUCCUGGAGGCGUUGGACCGAUGACAGUCGCAAUGCUGAUUCGCAAUACCUUUGAACAAGCUAAGAAGCGCAGACUUCAAACUGAGAGCUCGUGGAACGUUGAAUAUUUGAAGCCAACGCUUCAAGACCCGGUGCCUUCGGACAUUGCUAUCUCGAGAAGCCAGCCACCAAAGAACAUCGAAAAGGUUGCGAGUGAGAUCGGAAUUCAUCCUGACGAACUUGAUCUUUACGGUCGCAAGAAGGCUAAAGUCUCUUUGGAUAUUUUGAAAAGACUCAACCAUGUUCAAGACGGAAAGUAUGUUGUGGUUGCCGGAAUUACUCCAACUCCUCUUGGAGAAGGAAAGUCGACUACAACUAUUGGAUUGGUUCAAGCUCUUGGAGCUCAUCUCAACAAAAAUGUAUUCGCAUGUGUACGUCAACCAUCUCAAGGCCCAACAUUUGGAAUUAAAGGAGGAGCUGCUGGUGGAGGAUAUUCACAGGUAAUCCCAAUGGAGGAAUUCAAUCUUCAUCUUACUGGAGAUAUCCACGCCAUCACGGCCGCAAACAACCUCCUAGCUGCUGCUAUUGAUGCUAGAAUGUUCCAUGAGGCCACUCAAACCGACGAAGCUCUGUUCAAUCGCCUUGCUCCAAAAAACAAGCAAGGCAUUCGCAAGCUCUCUGAAAUUCAACUUCGCCGCUUGGAUCGCCUUGGAAUCCCUCGUGUUGAAAAUGCCGAUGAUCUUGACGGCGAUCAACGAAGACAAUUCGCUCGACUUGACAUUGAUCCAGAAUCCAUCACUUGGAAUCGUGUGAUUGAUACGAAUGAUCGCUUCCUUCGUGGAGUUGAAAUUGGACUGGGACCAUCUGAGAAAGGACAUACUCGCCGUACCCAUUUCGAUAUUUCCGUUGGAAGCGAGUUAAUGGCAAUCCUCGCUCUGACAACGUCAUUGGCCGAUAUGCAAGAGCGGAUUUCACGUAUUGUUAUCGGAUCAGAUAAGUCAGGCAAACCAGUUACCGCCGACGAUAUUGGAGUCACCGGCGCUCUUACGGUAUUGAUGAGAGACACCGUCCGACCAAAUCUAAUGCAAACCCUCGAAGGAACUCCUGUCUUUGUUCAUGCCGGCCCAUUCGCUAACAUUGCUCAUGGACAGAGCAGCAUCCUCGCUGACAAGGUUGCGUUAAAACUAGUUGGACCUGAAGGAUUCGUGAUCACUGAGGCCGGAUUUGGAGCUGAUAUCGGAAUGGAGAAAUUUUUCAAUAUCAAAUGCCGCUACUCUGGACUUCAACCAUCAGCUGUUGUCCUUGUUGCUACUGUUAGAGCUUUGAAAAUGCAUGGAGGUGGUCCAACUGUGACUCCAGGAACUCCUUUGAAGUUCGAGUAUCUUCACGAAAAUAUUGAACUUGUUGAAGCUGGAUGCGAUUCAAAUUUGAGAAAGCAGAUUGAGAAUGCUAAAAAGUUUGGCGUUCCUGUUAUUCUUUGCGUUAACAAAUUUGCAACUGAUACUGAUGCUGAAUUAGCUACCGUCGUCCGCAAGGCUAAGCAGCACGGAGCUUCUGAUGCCGUUGUCUCGGAGCACUGGGCCAAGGGAGGACUCGGAGCUAUCGAACUUGGCAAAGCUCUCAUUAAAGUUACAACGGAAGCUCCAAAUGACUUCAGAUUCCUCUAUGACUUGGAACUUCCAUUGGAGAAAAAAAUUGAAAUAAUUGCCAAGGAAAUCUAUGGUGCUGAUGGAAUUGAAUUGAGCGAACUUGCCCAAAAGAAAAUUGAUAUCUACACGAAACAAGGUUUUGGAAAACUUCCUAUUUGUAUGGCCAAAACUCAACUUUCAUUGACUCAUGAUCCAUCCAAGAAGGGUGCUCCAACUGGAUUCACCAUUCCUAUCCGUGAUGUGCGCGCUUCAGUUGGUGCUGGAUUCAUUUUCCCAUUGUGCGGAGAGAUAACUACCAUGCCGGGUCUCAACACUCGCCCAUGUUUCUUCGAUAUCACCAUCGACCCUGAAACCGAAUUAAUCGAUGGCCUCUUCUAG